AUGUUCGCUCUUGUUAAUACCAAGUUACCUUUAACAGGACAACAUCUUCAAGACAUCCUCAGAAACAGAAAACAGUUUAUUCAUUCACUCAAAUUCACUUUAUGUCAGAAUGAAAAUCUGCAACUUCUGCAUGUCACUGGCCAUCAUUUUGGUGAUGACGAACAUCAACAUGGUAACGACUGAGAAUCACAUCCCCACCACUCUGGAUGGCCCAUUUGACCCCGUGACUCGCCGGUUCGACCCAUCUCUGCGACGAGGCAGUGAUGACUUGCCCAUGACUCAUCCAAGGCUAAGAAAGAAUGUCACUUCAAAUUUCCCUGAACAGAUUGCUAUUGCAAUUUCCUCACCAACUUCCAUGUGGGUUUCUUGGGUUACUGGGGAUGCACAGAUUGGCCUCAAUGUGACCCCACUUGAUCCUGCAUCCGUUGGAAGUGAGGUGUUGUAUGGGAAAGAGAGUGGAAAGUACACAAGUGUUGGAAAAGGUGAUUCUGUUGUUUACAGUCAAUUGUAUCCCUUUCAAGACCUCUGGAAUUACACUUCUGGUAUCAUUCACCAUGUGAAACUUGAAGGUCUUGAACCAGGAACCAGAUAUUAUUACAAAUGUGGGGAUAGUUCUAUACCAUCCAUGAGCCAAGAGCUUUCUUUUGAGACUUUUCCAAAACCCAGUCCAAAUGAUUAUCCACAUCGAAUAGCAAUUAUUGGAGAUUUGGGCCUCACAAGCAAUUCUACAACAACUAUUGAUCAUCUAAUUCACAAUGAUCCGUCUUUGAUUCUAAUGAUUGGAGAUUUAACAUAUGCAAAUCAGUAUCUUACAACUGGUGGAAAGGGAGUUCCGUGUUUUUCAUGUGCAUUUCCAGAUGCUCCUAUUAGAGAGACAUAUCAACCUCGAUGGGAUGGGUGGGGAAGGUUUAUGGAGCCUUUGACCUCAGAAAUUCCUAUGAUGGUUAUUGAGGGGAAUCAUGAGAUUGAACCUCAAGCUGAUGGGAUCACAUUCAAAUCAUACUUGACACGAUUUGCAGUUCCUGCUGAAGAAAGUGGCUCUAAAAGUAAAUUCUACUACUCUUUCGAUGCUGGUGGCAUACACUUUAUCAUGUUGGGGGCAUAUGUUGAUUACAACAGUACUGGUGCACAGUUUGCUUGGAUGAAGCAAGAUCUGAAAAGUAUUGAUCGUAGCGUAACCCCUUGGUUGGUAGCUGCAUGGCAUCCUCCUUGGUAUAAUAGCUAUGCUUCACACUAUCAAGAAUUUGAGUGUAUGAGAUUGGAAAUGGAAGAACUUCUCUAUCAAUACAGAGUUGAUAUAGUUUUUAAUGGUCAUGUUCAUGCUUAUGAGCGGAUGAAUAGAGUUUAUAAUUACACGUUGGAUCCUUGUGGACCUAUUUACAUAACUGUUGGAGAUGGUGGAAAUAUUGAAAAAGUAGAUGUUGAUCACGCAGAUGACACUGGAAAGUGUCCUUCCCCUGGAGAUAACAUACCAGAAUUUGGAGGAGUUUGCCAUUUAAAUUUUCCCUUUGGUCCUGCUAAAGGCAACUUUUGUUGGAACAAACAACCUGAGUGGAGUGCAUUUAGAGAAAGCAGUUUUGGACAUGGGAUACUUGAGGUUGUGAAUUCAACAUAUGCAUUAUGGACUUGGCACCGAAAUCAAGAUAAUUAUAAAGAAAAUGCAGUUGGAGAUCAAAUAUACGUUGUGCGGCAGCCUGAAUUGUGCAUGAAAGAUUUAAAAUCACAGGACUCACAGCAAUCACUUCCAAAUAAUUCAUCCCCUAAAUCCUCUACUGCUCCUAGCCACCUCUCUCUGGAUGUUUCUAUCAUCAUAUCACAAUUCCUUGGGGUUCUCUUUAUGUAUGGUUUAUAUGCUCAGGUGGAGUGGAGCUAGGUUUUGGACAAUCACUCAUCUAAAGCUAGCCAAAGAGUGGAGAUACGGAUUUGUGCAUAAAAUCAACCAGAUUUUUAUACUGUUCUAGUUGUGAUCCUUUGUUCAGGAUUGAAAGUGUGUGCAUCUUCAGCAAUGAUUGGUUAAGCGUUUCCUUCAAGGGGAUACUUUGGAAUGGAGCAUGUUACAUGCCUUCGCUUUUUUCAAUUUUCAUUUCCUGUGGUGUAAGUUUGGAUACAUCAAAACAAGAUCAAAGGGAACUUGAAAAGCCAUUUUGUUUUUUAAAUUGUCAGCCUAAAUAUGCAUGUGGCAAUUUUUACGUAAAUGUAACUUCUGGAAGCCUUUGCUAUUUUAAUUUUUUUGGAGUUUUUCAAUGCUAAUUUUAUGUAUUACACUAUUAAGUAAUUUAACUGAGGGAUACACGCAACACUACUGAAUUACUACAUGGGAAUGAAAUGUCAUUGU
Messenger RNA from Abrus precatorius (Indian licorice), 2335 nucleotides. RefSeq names its product purple acid phosphatase 23. The record is from RefSeq and is a predicted model, not a curated record. The transcript is spliced from 11 exons. Gene Ontology annotation, molecular function: metal ion binding; acid phosphatase activity. NCBI's taxonomy places the organism in Eukaryota, Viridiplantae, Streptophyta, Magnoliopsida, Fabales, Fabaceae. The coding region runs from base 110 to 1873 and encodes 587 amino acids.